Parathielavia appendiculata is the source of this 4068-nucleotide messenger RNA. RefSeq names its product RNB-domain-containing protein. Gene Ontology annotation, biological process: mRNA catabolic process. Gene Ontology annotation, molecular function: RNA binding; 3'-5'-RNA exonuclease activity. The transcript has 4 exons. Gene Ontology annotation, cellular component: P-body. The record is from RefSeq and is a predicted model, not a curated record. Bases 1 to 4068 code for a protein of 1355 amino acids. NCBI's taxonomy places the organism in Eukaryota, Fungi, Ascomycota, Sordariomycetes, Sordariales, Chaetomiaceae.
AUGGAUCAGCAGCAGCAGCAGCAUCAGCACCAACAGCAGCCUCAGCCUGGAGGUGUCCCCGGUCCUGCUGGCCGCCGGCUGCACAUCGCCCAUCGCAGGAGCCCGUCGGAGCUAACCCCAUUGAUGAGUAUGUUUGCGAAUCCUGGUAUGGAGCAGCUGGCCAUCCAGCAACAGAUUGAGCUGUUGCAGCAGCAGCAGCAGCAGCUUCAAGCUACCUAUCAGCAGAUGGGCAUGUUGCCGGGCCAGGCCUUCAAUCCUCUCCAGGCUGCAAUGUCCAACAUGUCGCCGCAAGCCGGCUUCCAGUUCCCGACUCCGCUUCCGCAGCAAAACGUGUCCCUGGCGGCGCCAACACAACCCCUGUCACAUCGCCGUAAUCAGUCGGCGGUCCCCAACAUGGGCAUGGGCCCACCUCCGGCACCGUCGUCUGGCGCGUCCGGUUCCGCCUUUGGCAGCUUUGACAAUUCGCAGGGACAAGGCAGGGACAAUGCUGGCGGUCGUGGUGGCCGAGGUGGCGGCGGUGCUGGCGGCGGACAUCAGAGACGUCACUCCUUGGCCCUGGCCGAUGCCAAAAAGGCCGCUGAAAUCGCCCAGCAGAAACGCACCACAUCCGGCUUCCAGUUCCCGGCCCCUGGUGCCACGAGCUCCGCCGAAAAGCAGGAGAACGAGGCCCAGGGUGCUGUCCCCACACAGCCCGCGGCGGAAAGUCAGCCGGCGCCCGUCCCGUCCUUCCGCGGCGGACGUGGCGGUCAUGGUCGGAGCCAAAGCAUGGCUGUUGGCGCGAAUGGCCGUGGAGGCCUUGGCGGCGACUUCCCCCGCCGUGGUGGCGGCGGCGGCCAUGCCCGCACUUCGUCUCGAAACUUUGACAGCAACUGGCGGACUCAAAGCCAGAACCAGGGCCAGGACCAGACGGCCGGCGCCGGUCAGAAUCAGGGAUUCCAGCCGGGCCACCGUAGUCGAAGCUCCAUCAGCCACCAGUCCAUCUCCAACCUCGGGGCCUUCCAGUACCCAGGCCAGCCUCAGCUGAUGCAGCUCCCUGGCCAAAUGAUGAUCCCCAACAUCUACGCCGGCCAGCAGCUGAACCCCAUGCAGCUCAACCAGCUUCAGGCUCUCCAGGUUGCCUCCAUGAACGGCCAGCACAUGGCCGGGCUCGGGGCAAGCCAGCACGCUCCUCAUAUGGCUGGCCAGCAACCUCAGCAGCAGCAACAGCAGCGCAAGACGCUUUUCACCCCAUACCUGCCGCAGGCCACUCUUCCUGCUCUCCUGGGCGAUGGACAGCUCGUCUCUGGCAUUCUUCGCGUCAACAAGAAGAAUCGGAGCGACGCCUACGUCUCGACCCAGGAUGGCCUGCUUGACGCUGACAUCUUCAUCUGCGGUAGCAAGGACCGCAAUCGCGCUCUCGAAGGAGAUCUGGUUGCGGUUGAACUCCUUGAUGUCGAUGAAGUGUGGUCCCAAAAGCGCGAGAAGGAAGAGAAGAAGAAGCGCAAGGACAUCACUGACACGCGUUCCGGGUCUACCGCUGGCACUAGCCAGGGCGGUGGUAACGGCGACGACAAUGGCAAUGGUGAAGGCGGAAUUCGCCGGCGCGGCAGUUUGAGGCAACGUCCCACUCAAAAGAAGAACGAUGAUGUUGAAGUUGAGGGUCAGAGCCUGCUUCUUGUUGAGGAGGAAGAAAUUAGCGAUGAGCAGAAGCCUCUGUACGCCGGGCACAUCGUCGCCGUCAUUGAGCGAGUGGCGGGACAGAUGUUCUCGGGUACCCUGGGUCUGCUUCGGCCCAGCAGCCAGGCGACAAAGGAGAAGCAGGAGGCCGAGCGGGCUGCGCGUGAUGGGAGCAUGUCACGGCACCAAGAGUCCCGCGCGCAGGAAAAGCCCAAGAUCGUGUGGUUCAAGCCGACUGAUAAGCGGGUUCCGUUGAUUGCGAUCCCCACGGAGCAGGCUCCGCGCGACUUCGUUGAGAAGCACCAGGAUUAUGCAGACCAGAUCUUCGUGGCCUGCAUCAAGCGCUGGCCCAUUACCUCUCUGCAUCCGUUUGGCACUCUGGUUGAGAAGCUUGGCAAGAUGGGCGAUCUCAAGGUCGAGACGGAUGCGCUGCUUCGUGACAACAACUUUUCGUCGGACGAGUUUGCCGAUGCCGUCCUGCGCAGUGUGGGUCUCCAGGACUGGACGAUUGCCAAAGAGGAUGAGGCUGCCAUGGCGGCCCGCCGAGACUUCCGUAAUGAGAAGGUCUUCACUCUAGACUUGAACGGCUCGGCCGAGCUCGGAAACGGCGUCCACGUCAAGUCCCUGCCCGACGGCAAGAUCGAAAUCGGCAUCCAUGUCCCGGAUGUCACGCAUUUUGUCAAGCCAAACUCGCUCCUUGACCGCGAGGCAAAGAAGCGGGGCACUGCGGUUCAGCUCGUCAACAGAUUUUGUGCCAUGCUUCCGCCGAAGGUGUCGGGGGAGGUUUGUUCGCUGACCCCCGACCAAGAUCGACUGACGGUCAGCGUUGUUUUCCACGUCAACCCGCACACUGGCGCUAUUGCCGAAGGGGAUACCUGGAUUGGCAAGGGCAUCGUCAAGAGCGGCGGCAAGCUGUCUCUCGCGCAAAUGGAUGAGGCCCUAUCCGGCGUUGCCGGAUUUAAUCAUGAUGUUGCCGAGGCGGAGGACAUCCAGAUGCUCAACGUUUUAACUCAGAAAUUCCGAGAGGCACGUCUCGGCGCUGGCGGGGAGCCCAUUGCCCCUCUCCGCCUCCUGCAGCAGUUGGACGACGAGAAUAUCCCCGUAGAGCACAACAUCUUUGACACGACGCCCGCAACGGAGCUGGUUGAGGAACUCAUGCACAAGGCCAACGCAUAUGUCGCUCAACGCUUAUCCCGUGCACUCCCCGAGAAGGCUCUCUUGCGCAGGCAGGCAGCGCCGAAUUCACGCCGCCUCCAGACUUUUGUGGAGCGCAUGACGGCGCUUGGCUACGAAAUUGAUCCUUCGAGCAGUGGCACACUCCAGAGCAGCCUCUUCCGAGUCGAGGAUGCCGAGAUCAGAAAGGGCAUGGAGGUGCUGCUGCUCAAAUCAAUGCAGCGAGCCAAGUAUUUCGUUGCCGGCAAGACGGCCAAGCAUCUCUGGCCGCACUACUCACUCAACCUGCCGCUCUACACCCACUUCACCAGCCCGACCAGGCGCUAUGCAGAUAUUCUGGUCCACCGGCAACUGGAGUCGGUGCUUUCCGAAGGCAAAAUUGAGUACAACGAGGAUUUGGAGAACCUGGUCAAGACGGUUGAGGCUUGCAACACCAAAAAGGAGUCGGCCCAGAACGCCCAGGAGCAGAGCGUUCAUAUUGAGGCCUGCCGUGCGAUGGACAAGAAGCGCCAGGAAGUCAACGGCGACUUAAUCAGCGAGGGCAUCGUUAUCUGCGUGUAUGAAUCGGCAUUCGAUGUCAUCAUCCCCGAGUGGGGCUUUGAGAAGCGAGUGCACUGCGACCAACUGCCGUUGAAGAAGGCCGAGUUCAGGAAGGAGAAGCGGAUUCUGGAGCUCUACUGGGAGAAGGGCGUGCCCAGCUCGGCUUAUGUGCCCGAAGACGAGCGCCCCAAAACUGCCAUGUCCCAGCGUUUCUCCAGUGCGCUGGCUGCGGCCCGCCAGGCUGAAGAGGCCGAGAGGGUCAAGAAGGAGCGCGAGGAGGCGACCAGGAAGCAGACGGAGACGGGCACCAUCUCGACGGACGACGUUGAUGCGCUGUUCGACGACGACGAAGAGAACGCGUCAGACAACGCGUCGGACAUCACGGAGGCUAUGGCAGGAGCGUCGCUGGCGGAGCGGCCGACGCAGAGCGUUCCUGGGUCGCCGACACGAACUUCGGCGGAUACAGCCGGCAAUCUCCACCGCACGCGGUCAGAUUCCAAGGUACCGACAGGCGACGUGCCGGAAACGCGGCUGACCAGCAAGGAGAAGUACCUGAAGCUGUUCAAGUUGAGGGAGGAGGGCGGCGAUUACAUCCAAGAUGUGACGGAGAUGACGCGGGUGCCGGUCAUUCUGAAGACGGAUCUCACCAAGAGCCCGCCGUGCUUGACCAUCCGGUCUCUGAACCCAUACGCACUUUAA